Molecule: messenger RNA, 1686 nt
Organism: Ictalurus punctatus (channel catfish)
Lineage: Eukaryota; Metazoa; Chordata; Actinopteri; Siluriformes; Ictaluridae
Gene: whr1
Product: serine/threonine kinase 19
Exons: 6
Coding region: 288-1058 (256 amino acids)
Biological process (GO): protein phosphorylation; positive regulation of Ras protein signal transduction
Molecular function (GO): protein serine/threonine kinase activity
Source: RefSeq, a predicted model, not a curated record
CGCCUCUGCUCUGUCAACCGCGAAAAUAUCAAAGAAGGAGUUAGUUUAUGAAACAACACAGUAAGGUGUUGUUAACUUCGUAUUUGAGCUUGUCUUUUCACCUAGAAUACUGUGAUUUAUUUCUUCCUUUAGAUACAAUACGUUUACUUUCACAGAGUGGAAGUAAGCUACUUAGCAUUGACUGUGUUUGGCGUGUCUGGCCCACACCUGGAUAACAUGUUGUGUUUUCUUUUGAUUUAGUUAUCUUAAUUCAGUCAUUCAGGGUUUAUUUACCCCAUUCUGAAGCUAUGAACAGAAAAAGAUCGCUCAUUUCAGACACGUUUCGUGUAAAGAAAGGGAAAUUUGGAGCUGACAGUGACAUCGGAAAUCAUGAAGAUGAAGCAGAGGGACCGUGUGACGUCAAAGCCACCUUACAGUACUUGAUGACGCUUUUCCCAAGGAAGUUGUUUGACGACAGCCUUCCACCAAUUGUCUACAAACACCAGCUCUACAGUUUACUCAGCGACAGAACGCUGGUGGACAAGCAGCUGAAUGAGUUGAGGGACAAAGGAGAACUGCUCAUGUUCCAGCUGGGCUUCGACACGGACACAUUCGCCUUGGUGUUUACUGAAGACUACAGAGCCAAAGUUCUGGCAGAACAGAUGGGAAAAGACACUCGCGUAACCGUCGAGAAGUUUCUAGAUAAAGUGCUGCCUAGUUGCUCAGGACUGAGUUUCAGCAAAUGUCAAAUGCUCCAGGAGUUUCUUUUCACAGAUUCAGAGAUAACGCAGCUUAUGAAGUCUGGAGUGUUGACAGUGAGAGAUGCAGGAAGCUGGUGGCUUUCAAUUCCAAACUCUGGUCGAUUCACCAAAUAUUUCAUUCAGGGACGCAAAGCUGUACUCGGCAUGGUCAAGAAAUCAAAAUACAAUGAAAUCCUAAAGGCCGAUUUGGAAGGACGUCGUACCAAAUCGCAAGUCAGAUUCGAUAUAAAGUACCACAUUCAUGACAUCAUCGGUGCAGAACUGGUAGAAUGCAUACAGACCACAUCAGGGACUUUAUUACGAUUUGUGGACACUUGAGCUUCAACUCAGAAAAAGUGAAUGGACCGAGACACUUGUGAUGUUCCUUUUCAGGCAUCACACAGGAAAAAGACAUUUUGUUAUUUAAGGGUGUCCUAGUAAGAAGUGUAUACAAUAGGACUGGCGAUAUGACAAUAUCACAAUACUUGGACAUUUCUAUGAUGCAUAUCACGAUAUAUAAUCUAGCUAACACACUCUGCAAAACAGAAGUAAAAUAAGCAUAAAAAACAUUCAACAGAGUUGCUUUAAUGCUUAAAGAUAUAAAAUUAGGUUUCCAUUCAGUACCAUUUAAUUUGUAAUUAUUCAAAAGUUUUUAAAAAACACAUCACCAUACCAAUGAUAAAUAUUAUAUUGAUAUAUCGCCCAGCCCUAAUACACAGCAGACAUAACUACAUCCAAACAAGUCUGCCUUUAACGUUGGAAGCCUGCAAAUUUGUGUUAUGGCCCACCUCAGGAACAUUUAAUUUGCUUCCAGUGAGAAGCAUCAUUGUGUGUUGCCUUAAAUUCAAUGACGUUUUUGUUGUUAAAGUUUUUUUUUUUUGUAUUAUUUUUUGACCUGUUAAAAUAAGUGACAGUAUCUUCUCUGUAAUCAAAUGAAUUUUUUUAAUAAAUGUUGCAGUGGGCCAUA